GGAAGUUCUACUACAUUACCGUUUUAAGGGACCCUGUGUCUCGGUACCUAAGCGAGUGGAGACACGUCCAGCGCGGGGCCACAUGGAAAACCUCCCUGCACAUGUGCGAUGGGCGAACACCCACACCGGAGGAGCUGCCCCCCUGCUACGAGGGCACCGACUGGUCGGGCUGCACUUUGCAGCAGUUCAUGGACUGUCCGUACAACCUCGCAAAUAACCGUCAAGUGCGCAUGCUGGCCGACCUCAGCCUGGUGGGCUGCUACAACAUGUCCUUCAUCCCGGAGAAGAAGCGUGCGCAGGUACUACUCGAGUCGGCCAAGAAGAACCUACGAGACAUGGCCUUCUUCGGCCUGACCGAGUUCCAGCGCAAAACGCAGUACUUGUUCGAACGGACCUUCCGCCUCAAGUUCAUCCGGCCCUUCAUGCAGUACAAUAGCACACGGGCCGCGGGAGUGGACCUGGAUAACGGCACAGUGCAGCGGAUCGAGGAGCUCAACGAUCUGGACAUGCAGUUGUACGACUACGCCAGGGAUCUUUUUCAGCAGCGCUACAUGUACAAGCGACAACUCGAGCGAAGAGAGCAGCGCCUUAAGAACCAGCUCGCUCUUUUCCCAUUUCGCCGUGCACCCAGCUCUGAUUUCAGGGAUGAUGCACCGGAGUCCGAGGCGUCCCGACUGCCCACGGAGGACUACAUGAAUCACAUCAUCGACCGCUGGUAGCAGUGCUGGGGGGAGGGGGACGGUAAAUACCGGUUGAGGAGGAGAAAAGGGCUGCGAUGCCCAGGUCAAAUCAAGCAGGAGAGGAACAUGGCGAACAAGAAAGAGAUAGAACUUUAGCGCCACAAUUAAAUACGGCCCUCCCCCCUUCUGUUGUGCUCCAGGAUAUCCUCCGGUCGUCUUGGAGAGGAAGGACUCUAAACGCGGCAUGCUCUUCGCCGCUAAUGCGAAGACUUUGCGUGUUAGGACAGAAAUGACUGAGUAACUUAAAGCACUGAGCCUGAACUUAAAACUAAGAGGCGAAGACUUCUACAGGCGCAUUCGCCCACGGAAGGAAAAAACAUACGUUAAAAUGAUCGGAAUUAUACUCACUGCAGAUUUUAAAAGAAUGAACCGAUUGAAAUUGUAUAAGGGUAUUUGCUUAAAUGUCUUUUGCCAUUUCAGCCAUAAUAACGGUCUGUCUCUUUAUUUUUUCAUUUAUUAUGGUCUAAUUAUUUUUGAAAGGGAUUGUUCGUCCCUCAAAGAGGUAAAACUCACAGCACUGAGACCAACAGAGCUGCCUAACACUUAUUAGAUGCAAUUUAUUAGUUUUUCAUAAUCGUUGAUGACUUGAAAAAGGUCUGUUCUAUUGUCCCUUUUUGUAUUUGCACAUCGGUUGCGAAUUUCAAUGGAGGGACGGACGACGUGUGGACCAUAGCCAUUAUUUAAGCUUUCAGCAUACUUGUACGAGAAAAUUCUGUGUGCUAAGCGUACUAAUAUAACCUUACCGAAUGUGAGAGUUGUUUCGUUUGUCUGAUCAUACAGAUGUCUUGCGUGAUGUUAUAGACCGUGACCAAUUCUAAGUUGUCAUUAGCACUCAAUCAAGGCCAUUUCGCGAGAACCUGGUGGAGAUCCAAAGAGGAAACCGUGUCUUAUUUUACACUUAGCAAGGAUGGGCUCUGUGUUUCUAGGCGAAGUCAUGCAAUCUAAAUACGACUGACUCUGUAAUGACGCCUGUGUGUCAGUCAAUAACGGAAGCAUUUUAGAGCUUGUGUGAAAGUGUGUGUGUGAAAGAGAGUGCUCGUGAAUUGCAAGAGCAGAAUGAAGAAGCAGCAAAUGCAGCCUUUAUAAAUGUCAUCACCAUUCCCAAUUCCCAGAGACUACUCAUUAUUAAGUAUGCGGGUGGAUGGAGGAUUAUUGUGUGUGUGUUUGAGAUUCUAAGCAUUCUGUUGAGGAUGACUGUUUUAGGUACGCAAUCAUGUUUGGCUGUUAUUUUUUUUUCUGUGCGAAUGUGUGCGAGUGAGUAUUUCACAAUCGAUAUCUUGCCAUGGUCCUCAGGGACUGAAGCGAUUGCCAGUAAGGGGACAAGAAUGAUGUCACAUGUUUCCCCUUAUGCAAAUCUUUGAGUUGUUUGUUGUUCAAGGAAUAGUUUGCACUGAGAAGUGCACAGUUCUGUCAUUAUUUACUCACUCCUAAUCCAUGUGACCAUAAAAUGAGAUGUUUUGCAGAAUGCUCAAUCUGCUCUUUUCCAAACAUUGAAGGUGAAUAGGAACCUGAGCUGUGGACAACCAAAACUAUAUUUAAAUUCAAGUCUUAAAGUGUAUUUAAAGUGUAGUUAAGUCAAAUGGAUGGUCACUUUUUCAUUGUACAGGAUAUAAAAGAGCAGCAUGAGCAUCCUGCAAAGCGUCUUCAUUUUAGGUUCCACUGAAAAAAGAAAGUCGUACUGAUUUGAAAAUACUGAGAAUGAGUAAAUGACAGAAUAGUAAUUUUUGGGUGGACUGUCCCUUUAAGUUGACGUCUCCACAACAACUUCAGAGUAAAUUAUGUGAAUAAGGUAUCAGGAAGAAUUACCUUGACUCUGACUCUUAAAAUGUUAAGUGGGAUGUUUUGACUUUACUUUACUUACUGCUCUGCAAUGGGAAUUUGUUUUCUCAGUAGCUAUAAUGACAGACUACUCUUCACUUACGCAUAUGUAACCUAAAGUGUUAUGUUUUUCAGGAACAAAUCUUCUCAUGACGGAUCUGCAUAAUUCAUGAAUGAUUUUUAUGAAGGCAGCCCUUUAUUAAUAUCUCAGUGUGAUGCUGCCAUUCCCUACAGCUGAUAUGCUCUUAAUUGAAACCCUCAGGGUUGUAGUAAUUGUUGGUCUCAUUGCAGGAUAUUUCGGUGACCAUGUGUUUCUCAACCUUAAUUUAACAAUGGCAUCCAGCCAAUCAGAAUAGAAUAUUGGUGUGCUUUAAAAUUGUCCACUGCGUCCAACUGUCAAAUAUUAGGCCAGAAUCAUGCUCUACAGUGACGCUAACAAACCCCAGUUUAUGCUAAAGCCUGCUAUGGCGCCCCUUGUGGUAAUACGACACAGCUCAGUUGCGUUAUCAAUUGCAUUAUUUUCAUAACAGUCUCUAAAAUGAAGCUAGAGGCAUUUGCCUUUACCUACUCCUCUAGAGUGUGUUUCUGGCCUUAUGUGAGUCUAGCAAAUUGACUUCAGCUCUUUCUGAAAGAAAGAUUCAUUUAUUAAUCACAUCCAGUUCAUCUGCUCUGGGUAUUUUUCUCAUUAUUUCAGCAAUGGAUCAUCAAAUACACCAUUAAAAAUGCA
Carassius auratus (goldfish) is the source of this 3285-nucleotide messenger RNA. RefSeq names its product heparan-sulfate 6-O-sulfotransferase 1-A-like. The transcript has a single exon. The record is from RefSeq and is a predicted model, not a curated record. Bases 102 to 719 code for a protein of 205 amino acids. NCBI's taxonomy places the organism in Eukaryota, Metazoa, Chordata, Actinopteri, Cypriniformes, Cyprinidae. Gene Ontology annotation, cellular component: membrane. Gene Ontology annotation, molecular function: heparan sulfate 6-sulfotransferase activity.